ACCCUAGUCACUUCAUCACCUUCAAACAAAAUUUCUCAUCUUUACCAUCUCUCCCCCAGUUUGCUAAAUCUCAAAAAACCCAAAUCAUGACAUCUUGAAAGUGAUCGAUCAUAUGAAGUAGCUGAAAGUUUCUGGAGUUUCUCAAAUCUCAAUCUGUCUUGAAGCUCGAUAAUAUUGGAGUAGUGUACAUCGAUGAUAUAAAAUUCUUCAGCAAAAGAUGGUCAAGAAAGGAUCCAAAACACGGGUACUAUUUUUCGUAUUAGUGUUUAUAUUCGUGUUCUUUAGCUCGUGGACAUCCAUUAACGGAUAUGAGUUUGAUCUCUUGCUAUCUGUCAAAGCUUCAAUCAAUGAUCCAUUAAAGUCUCUCUCCAACUGGAACUCUUCCCUCCCGUUUUGUCAAUGGAACGGUAUCGUCUGUGAUAAUUCAUCCCAGGUAGCCAAAAUCAAUCUUUCCGGGAAAAAUAUUUCUGGAAAAAUCUCAGCAUCAAUUUUCCAGUUCCCAUAUAUUGAAAACAUCGAUCUUUCGAGUAAUCAGCUAGCCGGUGAAAUUCCAAGGAACAUCUCUUCUUGUUUGUUUCUUAAAUAUCUAAAUCUAAGCAACAACAAUUUAACAGGUCCAGUGCCCAUAGGCUCCAUUCCACGACUCGAGAGGUUGGAUUUAUCAAACAACAUGCUUUACGGGAAAAUCCCAGAAAAUAUUGGUCACUUUUCCGGUCUCAAAUUUCUUGACUUUGGUGGAAAUGUUUUGGGUGGAAGAAUUCCAAAUUCAAUAACCAACAUGACAAGUUUGCAGUUCUUGACUUUGGAUUCAAACCAAUUAGUUGGUGAAAUUCCAAGAGAAUUGGGCUUGAUGAAGAGUUUGAAGUGGAUAUAUUUGGGUUACAACAAUUUCUCUGGCGAAAUUCCGGCAGAGAUCGGCGAUUUAGCUUCAUUGAACCAUGUUGAUCUUGUAUGCAACAAUCUCACCGGAAAAAUCCCAUCUUCUCUCGGCAAUCGCACCAAUCUUCAGUACCUUUUUCUCUACCUCAACAAGCUCAGUGGUUCUAUUCCUCACUCCAUUUUUGGUCUCAAAAGUUUAAUCUCUCUUGAUCUAAGUGAUAACUUUUUAUCUGGUGAAAUUCCUGAACUUGUAAUUCAGUUGCAAAACUUGGAAAUUUUCCAUCUGUUUUCCAACAACUUUUUCGGAAAAAUUCCAAAUGCUUUAGCUUCUCUCCCUCGCCUCCAAGUCCUUCAACUAUGGUCGAACAAGUUUUCCGGUGAGAUUCCAAAGGACCUUGGAAAACUAAACAAUCUCACUGUCUUAGACCUCUCUACUAAUAAACUCACCGGAAAAAUUCCAGAAAACCUUUGCGAAUCCAGAAGUCUUUUCAAGCUCAUCCUCUUCUCCAAUUCCCUUCAAGGUGAAAUACCAAAGAGUUUGAGUCACUGCAAGAGCUUGAAGCGAGUUCGUCUUCAGAACAACCAACUCUCCGGCGAAUUGUCAUCGGAAUUCACAAAACUACCUCUUGUUUACUUCCUUGAUAUCUCAGACAACAAUCUCUCCGGCAGGAUCAGUGGGUGGAAAUGGGACAUGCCGGAACUUCAAAUGCUGAAAUUGGCGAGAAACAAAUUUUCCGGCGAGCUACCUGAGUCGUUUGGUAGUUCAAAGCUCGAAAACAUGGACUUGUCGGAAAAUAAGUUCUCCGGUGGCAUUCCAGUGACUUUUGGGAGCUUCACAGAACUAAUGAUGUUAAAUCUAAGUACAAACAAGCUCUUGGGUACUAUUCCAGAUGAAUUAUGUUCAUGUAAGAAGCUUGUGAGUCUUGAUCUUAGCCAUAAUCAGCUAAGUGGUGAUAUACCCAGAAGUUUAUCUGAAAUGCCUGUUCUUGGUCAGCUUGAUCUGUCAGUGAACCGAUUGUCCGGUGAAAUCCCUGAAGCUUUGGGCACAGUUGAAUCACUUGUUCAAGUGAACAUUUCUCACAACCAUUUCCAUGGAAGUUUACCGUCCACCGGAGCAUUUCUUGCUAUUAACUCAAGUGCAGUCGCCGGAAACAAACUCUGCGGUGGUGAUUCUACAAGUGGUUUACCGUCAUGCAAAGGUGUUAAAAACCCAGUUUGGUGGCUGAUUAUCACUUGUUUUCUCAUCGUCUUGGUGGUGCUUGCACUUGCAGCUUUCUUCAUUGUUUUAAUUCGAAGGAGAAGUGAUUUGGAGCUCAAAAGAGUGGAAAGUGAAGACGGAACAUUAGAACUUCAAUUCUUCGAUUCCAAGGUCUCAAAAUCCAUAACCAUUGAUGAUGUUUUAUCAUUAUCCAGAGAAGAAAAUAGGGUUUCAUUGGGAGGACAAUCAUCAACCAAUAACAUGCAAUUCAUAGCAGAAAAAAUGGAUGAAACCAACAUAAUUCCAAUGGGUUUUUGGACAGAAGUUGCUGAACUAGGUAAGCUUCAACAUCCAAAUAUUGCUAGACUGAUUGCAAUAUGUAAGUCUGAUAAAGGUGGGAUUUUGGUUUAUGAGUACAUUGAGGGGAAGAGUUUGAGUGAAGCUCUUUGUGGCCUGAGUUGGGAACGCCGGCAGAGAAUUGCCGUCGGGGUCGGAAAAGCUCUUCGUUAUCUGCAUUGUCAUUGUUCACCGAGUAUUACAGUAGGUGACCUUUCGCCGGAGAAAAUUGUUGUUGAUAGGAAAGAUGAGCCACGCCUGAGAUUGAGUGUGCCCUGGUUGGUUUGUACGGAUACCAAAAAUUUCAUCUCUCCGGUCUACGUUGCGCCAGAAGCCAGAGAAACCAACCAGAUAACUGAGAAGAGUGACAUCUAUGGUUUUGGUCUCUUGCUAAUAGAAUUACUGACCGGAAGAAGUCCGUCUGACCGGGAGUUCGGUCUGCAUGAGAGCAUUGUUGAAUGGGCUCGUUAUUGCUACUCAGAUUGUCAUCUAGAAAUGUGGGUCGAUCCUAAUAUCAAGGGAAGUGCAAUGAAAUUUCAGAACGACAUCGUCAAGACCAUGAAUCUUGCUCUUCAAUGCACCGCCGGUGAUCCAGCGGCAAGACCAUCCGCGAGGGAUGUAGCUAAAACCCUAGAGUCAGUUGUGAGUUCGAGUUCUUGUGUUUUAGGGUUGAUGUUUUCUUCUUGUACUUAGUACUUUUGGGUUUCUAACUCCAUAUGAUUUUUGUCUAGCUUCUUGAUUUUUUUAUCUUUUUUUUUUUUAUUGCUUUUGUAUGAGAUCCUAAGGAAGUGUUGCUCAAAUGUUUUGUUUGAUGUUAUGUUGACAUGGUAGUGAGUGUAAAAAAUAUAGAUAAAAUUAAAUGCCAAU
Molecule: messenger RNA, 3280 nt
Organism: Ilex paraguariensis (yerba mate)
Lineage: Eukaryota; Viridiplantae; Streptophyta; Magnoliopsida; Aquifoliales; Aquifoliaceae
Source: the annotation of a GenBank genome assembly